This is a messenger RNA of Lactuca sativa (garden lettuce), 3736 nucleotides long. RefSeq lists its product as uncharacterized. The record is from RefSeq and is a predicted model, not a curated record. Gene Ontology annotation, biological process: protein phosphorylation. Gene Ontology annotation, molecular function: ATP binding; protein binding; protein kinase activity. Lineage: Eukaryota; Viridiplantae; Streptophyta; Magnoliopsida; Asterales; Asteraceae.
CAUCCUUUUUCAAAAACCAACAUGGUAAAGCAAAUAAUGUCUUCUUCAAACUUCUUAUUUUUCUCUCUAGCUCUACUAAUCAUCACACUCUCCCCCAUACCAAAUUUUGCUUCUGCUACUUUGGACGAAGCCAAUGCUCUUCUUAAAUGGAAAGAAAGCCUUGAAAUCCCAAACAACUCCUUGCUCUCUUCAUGGCUUCCCCUCUCUAUGAAUUCAAGUGCAUCGUUUACAUGCCGUUCUUGGUUUGGAGUAGUUUGCAAUGCUGAUGGGAGCAUUCAGAGGCUAAACCUCAGUUCAUGUGGCUUACACGGUACACUCCACCAAUUUCCAUUCUCUUUGCUACACAAUCUUACACAUUUUGAUCUCGGUACGAACAACUUCUUUGGCACCAUUCCACCAGAAAUCCGACUCUUGUCCAAACUUGUCUACCUUCACUUUUCUGAGAAUAAGUUUUUUGGAAUAAUCCCAUCAUCAUUGGGUAGUUUAACAUCCUUGAAAGUCCUUUCUUUGCACGACAAUCAACUCUAUGGUCCCAUUCCUUUUGAACUUGGGGAUUUGAAGGCUCUCAAUACACUUUCCAUAAGCUACAAUCAACUUAGUGGUUCUAUUCCUUUAUCUCUAGCAAACCUGAGUAACCUAGAGGUUCUGUACCUAGCUGAGAAUAAAUUAUCUGGUCUCAUUCCUACACAACUUGGGAAUUUGAAGGCUCUUACUAAACUUGGUUUGAAUGACAAUCAGCUUAGUGGUUCUAUUCCUUCAUCACUAGCAAACCUCAGCAACCUACAACAUAUGCAUCUUUUUAGGAAUAAAUUAUCUGGUCCCAUUCCUUUUGAACUUGGGAAUUUGAAGGCUCUCAGUAUACUUGAUCUGAGUGACAAUCAACUUAGUGGUUCUAUUCCUUCAUCACUAGCAAACCUCAGCAACCUACAACAUAUGUAUCUUUUUAAGAAUAAAUUAUCUGGUCCCAUUCCUUUUGAACUUGGGAAUUUGAAGUCUAUAAUUAUACUUUCCAUAAGCUACAAUCAACUUAGUGGUUAUAUUCCUUUAUCUCUAGCAAACCUGAGUAACCUAGAUGUUCUGUACCUAGCUGAGAAUAAAUUAUCUGGUCUCAUUCCUACACAACUUGGGAAUUUAAAGGCUCUUACUAAACUUGGUCUGAAUGACAAUCAGCUUAGUGGUUCUAUUCCUUCAUCACUAGCAAACCUCAGCAACCUACAACAUAUGCAUCUUUUUAGGAAUAAAUUAUCUGGUCCCAUUCCUUUUGAACUUGGGAAUUUGAAGUCUAUAAGUAUACUUUCCAUAAGCUACAAUAAACUUAGUGGUUCUAUUCCUUUAUCUCUAGCAAACCUGAGUAACCUAGAUGUUCUGUACCUAGCUGAGAAUAAAUUAUCUGGUCUCAUUCCUACACAACUUGGGAAUUUGAAGGCUCUUACUAAACUUGGUCUGAAUGACAAUCAGCUUAGUGGUUCUAUUCCUUCAUCACUAGCAAACCUCAGCAACCUACAGCAUAUGCAUCUUUUUAGGAAUAAAUUAUCUGGUCCCAUUCCUUUUGAACUUGGGAAUUUGAAGGCUCUCAAUAUACUUGAUCUGAGUGACAAUCAACUUAGUGGUUCUAUUCCUUCAUCACUAGCAAACCUCAGCAACCUACAGAGUCUGUACCUUGGUGUAAAUAAAUUAUAUGGUUCGAUUCCACAAGGAUUAAGAAAUCUAGACUUGCUUGAUCUGUCGAAUAAUAAUUUUUCUGGCAAAUUGCCUGAAGAUUUGUGCUAUGGUGGAAAGCUUCAAAGGUUCACAGCAGAUAGUAAUCAACUCACUGGACCUAUCUCAAGAGGUUUACAGAAUUGUCUUAGCUUAAUAAGAGCUCGUUUUGAUCAAAAUCAAUUCAUUGGAGAUAUAUCUGACAGCUUUGGCAUCUAUCCACACUUAAAAUACCUUGAUAUCAGUCACAAUAAUUUUCAUGGGGAGCUUUCUCAAAACUGGAGUAAAUGCAAGAAUUUGACAGCCUUAGUGAUGGCCUAUAACAAUAUCAGUGGUAGCAUACCACCAGAGUUUGGAAAUUCAACUCAACUACAAAGGCUUGAUCUUUCUUCAAACCAUUUGGUAGGUGAAAUCCCAAAGGAGUUUGGGAAGAUGAAAAGUAUGCUGAAUUUGUCCUUGGCUAAUAACCAACUUUUAGGUAUUAUACCUCCACAACUCGGAUCUUUAAAACUCCUCGAAAUACUCGACCUAUCCACAAACAGAUUAAAUGGGUCAAUACCAAGAAGUAUUAGUCGAUGGGAACAUAUCCACUACUUGAAUCUUAGUAAUAACAAACUCACUAAGAAAAUUCCCUCUGAAAUUGGUAAAUUAGUUCAACUUACUGAACUUGAUUUAUCUCAGAAUUUGCUGGCAGAAGAGAUACCAUCAGAAGUUCAAAGUUUGAAAAAUCUGCAAAAGUUGAAUCUUUCUCACAAUAAACUAUCUGGUUCUAUUCCAAACGCUUUUACAAGUUUGCCUAGUGGGAUUGACAUCGACCUGUCCAACAAUGAGCUCACAGGUCCAGUUCCCCUUUGCUCCAACUUUGUAAAUGCAUCCUUACACGGUAAUUCAGGUUUGUGUGGAAAUUUUACAGGACUAAAGUUUUGUGCAAGUCCAAUCUUGCAGAAGAAAAAUGAUCCCUUACAUCAUCAACUCAUCCUGGUAAUUAUGCUCCCUCUUAUUGGGGUAAUUUUACUUGGUUUGUUCAUGUGUGGCCUCAUUGCUUAUCGAAAACAAAGGAGACAUUAUCCACAGAAACCAUUGGACAAAGAAGGUGGUGAUUAUUUCUCCAUAACAAGUUUUGAUGGAGGAGUAGUGUAUGAUGAAAUCUUGAAAGCAACGAACAAUUUUGAUGAAGCAUACUCGAUUGGGACCGGAGGAUAUGGGACUGUGUACAAAGCCAAGCUACAGCCUAACAAUGUUUUAGCUGUUAAGAAACUUCAUUCAUCAUCCGAGAAUGUUGAUCAUAAUGGAUUCCUUAAUGAGAUACAAGCAUUAACGAAUACAAGGCAUCGAAACAUAGUGAAACUCUAUGGAUAUUGUUCGCAUGCCCGCCACUCAUUUUUGAUUUAUGAAUAUCUUGAAAAGGGAAGCCUUGGAUCAAUCUUAAGGAGCGAUGUCUUAGCAAAAGAAUUGGAUUGGUUGAAAAGGGUCAAUAUUGUAAAGGCUGUUGCUAAUGGUUUAGCUUAUAUGCAUCACGACUGCUCACCUCCUAUAAUUCAUAGAGACAUUUCCAUUUCCAACAUCCUUCUUGAUUCCGAUUAUGAGGCACAUAUUUCUGAUUUUGGUACAUCCAAGCUUUUAAAGCUAGACUCAUCCAACUGGACCACAAUCGUAGGUACCUACGGCUAUAUCGCGCCAGAGCUUGCUUAUACGAUGGUGGCAACCGAGAAAUGUGAUGUGUAUAGCUUUGGGAUUGUUGUACUAGAAGUGAUCAUGGGAAAGCAUCCCGGUGAACUACCAACAUUGCCUGCUGAUUAUCUGGUGUUGGCAAAUGUUGGAGAUAGUCGGAUUCCACUUCCUUCACCACAAGUUGAGAAACAAGUAAAUUUAGUACUGAAUCUCUCAAGAGCAUGUUUAAACUCCAAUCCACACGAAAGGCCAACAAUGCGCCAUGUUUCAAAUCUGUUGACGAAGGCCUGAUAUUAGCCUACUUUCAAUGUUCUUUUCUUUUGUCAUGUUCCCUAUAUGCAUCCUGAUAAUAUGUUUUUUGUUUGAA